Molecule: messenger RNA, 1023 nt
Organism: Prorocentrum cordatum
Lineage: Eukaryota; Dinophyceae; Prorocentrales; Prorocentraceae
Source: the annotation of a GenBank genome assembly
AUGAUUACCCUCAAGGCAACUUGGUUCAAGGCACUUUGGUUCAAGCCACCUUGGCCCGAGCCUCCGGUUCAAUCGGUAGUACCUGACUUUCCAGAUCGAGUGCCGCCCUGGAUAUUUUGGAUGUUAGGCGCUUGGCCAGGAUCUGGACCAGACGACUCUCCUUUCAAAGCGGCCGCAAAGAAGUCCGGAAUGACAGAAAAUUUGAGAGAAGCGCUGCAACUGUUCUGCGAGGCAUCUAACAAACGUGUCAAGCACAGCCAGGGCUACUACGUUGCCACUAUCAGCGCAUGUCGAAAAGGACAGCAGUGGCAAUGGGCAUUAUCUAUUCUCAGCGAGAUGGUUGCAUCGACUGUUGAGGCCAACGUCAUGGUCUACAACGCUGGGAUCAGCGCUUGCGAGAAAGGUCAGCAGUGGCAGCGGGCCCUGUCGCUGCUCAGCCAGAUGGUCGAGACGAAGCUGGAGCCCACUGUCAUCAGCUACAGUGCUGGGAUCAGCGCUUGCGAGAAAGGUAAGCAGUGGCAGCAGGCCCUGCCGCUGCUCAGCUAUAUGGUCGAGAUGAAACUGGAGCCCGAUACCAUUAUCUACAACGCUGGGAUCAGCGCUUGCGAGAAAGGUCAGCAGUGGCAGCAGGCUCUGGCGCUGCUUAGCCAAAUGAUCGAGACGAAAUUGGAGCCCACUGUCAUCAGCUACAGUGCUGGGAUCAGCGCUUGCGAGAAAGGUCAGCAGUGGCAGCAGGCCCUGCCGCUACUCAGCGAUAUGGUCGAGAUGAAGCUGGAGCCCAAUACCAUUAUCUACAACGCUGGGAUCAGCGCUUGCGAGAAAGGUCAGCAGUGGCAGCAGGCUCUGACGCUGCUGAGCCAGAUGGUCGAGACGAAACUGGAGCCCGAUACCAUCUAUCCUACAAUGCAGCGUUCACGGCUCCCCGGAUUGGCGAGCAGAGGCAGCAGGCUUCCAAAUGCUUCUGAACAGCAGGCCGUGGAUUUUCCACGGGUUCACACUAGUCAGCUACAGUGCUGGGAUUAG